Limulus polyphemus (Atlantic horseshoe crab) is the source of this 1957-nucleotide messenger RNA. RefSeq names its product HIG1 domain family member 1A, mitochondrial-like. The record is from RefSeq and is a predicted model, not a curated record. Lineage: Eukaryota; Metazoa; Arthropoda; Merostomata; Xiphosura; Limulidae. Gene Ontology annotation, biological process: mitochondrial respirasome assembly. Gene Ontology annotation, cellular component: mitochondrion. The coding region runs from base 177 to 506 and encodes 109 amino acids. The transcript has 3 exons.
UUCAAAUUUGUAACCCAGCAGCUUUAGUACGUACAACGGCGUGUAGGGAGCGCACGAGAUACAUUGGUAUUUAUAAAAGUUUCGAAGUAACUGUAGGUUCGGACAGGAUAGAACGAGAAGACAUUUUAACAUCUUUUGUAGUUGUAUACAGAGAAGGAAAUUAAUCCGAGUUAAAAAUGAGUAACACUGAAAAUGUACCAGCUAUGGAGAAGCCUGUGUUUGACCCAAGUCAGUUUGAGGGAGAAUCUCAAACUCAGAAAUUAGCCAGGAAAUCUCGAGAGGCCCCCUUUAUGACUUUUGGCCUGUUAGGGUGUGGUCUUGCCUGUCUUUAUGGAGCCUAUCGUUAUAAAAAUCGUGGUUCUAUGUCAACGUCUGUAUAUCUAAUGCAGCUCCGUGUUGCUGCCCAGGGCACUGUGGUUGCAGCACUUACUUUCGGGGUUGGAUAUACACUCUUCAAACAUCUAUACUAUGAUGAAGCUCAAGAGAAUAAAACGGCCGACAAAUAGUGGGUUGAAAUUUAUACAAGAGCAUCUGAGGAAAUUAAAAUGAGCCUAAACAACUUGAAGAAAAUAAAACUUAUAUCGAUAGAUGUAUCCAUUAUUGCUUAGCUUUGUUUGAAAACAUUUAAUAUUUGCCAUUUUAAAUUAGUAAUGUUUAGAAGUUAAUACAAAAUAUAAGAACAAAUCAGUUUUACUGGAGUAACUUCAAAGCAAAAAGCCUGUCAUAAAAUCAUGUAACUUACUUGUUUCAUGUAUAGAUAUUGUAACAGUGAUUUAUAGUGAAGUUGUGGUGUUUCAGUCCAAGUACACACAUUGGGAAAUAACCAUAGUUGCAUAUCAGUAAAUGUAUUUUUGUGGUCUGUUAGUUCAAGUAAUUGUGAAAAAGAUAGAAUUAAUAGUUUUUCUUAUUGAUAAUAAUUUACAAUUAAGAGGAUUUGACUGUCUUGAAAUGAGCAGGUUAAAGGCAGGUCCUAUCGCUUAAACUCUAACGAUCCAUUAGAUUGAUACUAUUCUGAAUAAAGCAGAUUGUAUAUGUAUUUUAAAUACCUUUAUUGGAAAUUAAGACUGGCAUUUUAAAAGUCGCUUGUAAGGUAACCUUGUUAAGUGCAUUUUGUAGACUGUUACUGUAUGAAAUAAAUGUAAACUGGUGAUUGGGUAAAACUUGUAUUUACGAUCUUGAUAGAACAAUUUAGUCUUUUGAAGAAAAAUAAAAUAUAUUUUGAAUUAUUCUUAGUAUUCUUAAAAAUAGCUAUUUAUGAAGAUGGAAGAAAAGAGUGAGGUGGAAAUAAGCCAUUAAGUUAAUCAGUCGCAGCUUAUUCUCUGAGAGAAAUCAGAUACAAAUGUAACUAACUUUCCAAGCUGCAUUAGGUGGAAACUAUUCCAGUGGUUAAUAUUAUAAAGUUUACAAACUCAUGUCAGAGCUAGUUUCCAAAAACUCUCAUAGUUUAUGUUAAAUAUUAAACUUUCCAUUGACAACUGAAUAAGUCCAGAAAUGCUUCCCAAAUAUGUAGCCUACCCAAACCUUUAGCAACCUUGAAUACAGUUUAAUCUCUCCAAGCUUUUUCAUACCUCUUAGGUUUUAUGCAUUAUUCAGGAAACUAUUUUUCCUUUUUCCAAAAAAAACGGUAUUUCUGUGAUUGGUCGAUCAAAACUGAAUUCAUUGUUUUCAAAUUUUAAAUUUUUGUACAAACAGGUAGCUUUAUUUAUGACACCAGAUCCUUUUUGCUUUAGAAGAAACUUCUAUAACAAAGUCUCCUUAUUUCUUUUGUCGUUAUCCUACUAUAAUUAAGUUUCUCUGUUCUGAAAUAUUUUGAUUCACUACUUGUUAAGCCUACUAACACGCUUUUCAAAUCCAAUCAGCAUUUGCCUUGUUAUAGACGUUUCCUAGCAGCUUAAUAUCAACAGUUUUAUACAGUUCAUAUAUUUUCUUUGCUUUAAUUAAAAAAAACAAAAAAAAA